UUCCUCCGGAUUUUGGACGGAAAAUGAGAGAAUCCAUGGCUCCCGUCUCUGAAACCUUCACUCCCGUCUCUGCCAUGUCUUCUCGCUCACCCAUGUCUCUGCCAUGUCUUAUCGCUCCCAUCUCCUGUCUCUGCCAUGCCUCUCAUCUCUGAACAUCAAUCACAACCCUAAUUGCUGCGAUAAACAAUCGCAACCCUAAUUGCGAUAAACGGCCGCCUCUCUCCGUUCAAUCGUCACUGAGUUUCUUCGGUUUUGCUGCAAUGUCUUCUCGCCAAAACACAUCGAUGCCUAGGCGUAAGUUUGUGCCACCAAACGUACACCAUCAAUUUCCUGUGGAAACAAGAUCUGGCCCAAUUUUUCAUCAAAAUCAAAGACUCACAAAAAGCACAAUAAGAAGACCCUUUAUUCUUCAUUCAUCUGGGGUGAGCGAUCGUGAAUUUGAAGCUUUUUCAGACACUCAAUUUGUGCAUGACACUGAGCAUGUAAGUCCUAGAUUCUCUUUUAUGUGUUUGAUGAACUGUUUGGUUCAAUUAUCAUGUGUAUAAUUGUGUAUCUUUCAAACUGUUGGGAGAGCAGUGUUUUUUUGCUCCACCUUGAAAAAUUUGGAUGAAAUGUUGUUUAUUGAACACUGCUUUUGGCAGUGAAGGUGAUUACAUUUUCGCUUGAGUUAUAUAUGUGCUUGAAUCUGUCAAUUCAUUGAAAAAAACAUGUCGUUGGUGUGUUAAAAUUAUAGGGUAAAUAAAAUUAUGUUUAGAUAGUGUGUUAAGCUCAUGUUUUUAAUACAAGUCUGAGUAUGUGUUAUUAAAUGACUCUCAAUUCAAUGUCAUGUUUUUUUUGUAUGAACACACUACCAUUAUUAUAAAACAAAUAGUUCACAUUAUUUAAAGCACAAAUAUAAUGUGACAGUGCUUGAACUUAUAUGUUGUAGCAUGAAGGAACUAUUAGGGGAACUUGUUAAUGAUUAAAAAAAUGUGCUUCAGUCUCUCGAAUGGCCUAUGAACAUGAACUUAUGUAUGCAUAUGGGUUCUAAUAUUUAAUAGUUCUUUUAUUUAUUCAAAAAUAGAUCUAAAAGUUCAUAUUUUUCAUAUUCAAUAUCAACAGAGUAUAUAUGCUCAAUAGGUGGUAAUCUGCCACUGGAGAUACCAUCAUACUAUCUGCCUUGUGUUUGUUCACUUUGUUGGCAAUGGGUUGUGGUAUAUUUUACAUAUGUGCAGAUGUGUGACAAAUCAAAGUUAUCAUCCUUCUUAUGUACAACUUUCUUAUAUCAGUGUAUAUUUAUCCUUUGAAUAUUUUUCCGUGCAUCAAUAUGUCUAGAUGGAUGUAGAUGAUGAUGAGGAGCAAUGGGAAAAAUUCAGAAAGUGGGCUGCUGCUUGUGUUGUAGCCUAUGCCACCUAUGCUAUUUUUCUUAUCUCAUUAAUUCGAGGGCCAAAUCACAAAAAUGAUGAGAGUAUAAUAGAAAGAGACUAUGAAAGGCAAAGUUUGAUAAGACGUUUGACAAAUAUGAAUGAUGAGGACUGUCGUGAACAGUUACGAAUGAGGAAAGGUGCAUUUGCGAAUCUAGUAAAUAUUCUUAGAGGAUGAAUUCCUUCUUGAUUCUCUCAUGGAGCAAAAGCUAAAAGGACAAAAGAUCGGUGGAGUUUUCUCAAGUACAGCUUACAAUGUGGUAUCAAAAAAUGUCUCUUCUAAGUUUAAUUUCCUAUGUGGUCCUACUCAUAUCAGGAAUCGUCAGUUGGUGGAAUGUCAGAGUUCUCUCAAAUGACCAUAUAUCAAAAACUUACUGGUGAUGUGAGCGCUGCUCGUGCUUUUCACAAGUGUCCAACGGUGCAUAAAAAGUUGUGGCUACGCGUAAAAUUUGGUGAAGAAAUUUUUGAUGAUGAAUCUGUGUAGAUGUGCGCCCUGCUUGUGCACCCUGCUCUGUGUCUGGACGGGGGAUUUGUUACUAUUUUUGUUUAUUAUGCUUUAUGCAUAUAGAGAUGUUUAUUAUGUUGCCUCUUGUUAGAAGGGUUUGUCUCUCCACAUUUUGGUCUUGUUUCAAAACCAGUAUAAUGCUUCUUUUUAUGUGUUUUGUCUCAUUGUGUGUGUCUCCUUUUAUGCUUCUUUAUUUUCUUGUUUAAAAAAUUCAUAGCUCUUUUCAUAAACUGUGAUUAAGCUU
Messenger RNA from Cuscuta campestris, 2152 nucleotides. NCBI's taxonomy places the organism in Eukaryota, Viridiplantae, Streptophyta, Magnoliopsida, Solanales, Convolvulaceae. The record is from the annotation of a GenBank genome assembly.